AUGCUGCCAUCAGGACGUGCACGUCGUGCGUCUGAGCCUCCACCAGCAGCGAAACCCCUUGAUCCGCCGCCCGUUACUUUCUUCCAGCGAUUGCAGCGUCUGCCUGGAGAACUGCAGCUCUGCAUCUUCGAUCACCUUGGAUACCAGGAUGCCAUCCGCUUGUCACAGGUCGACCGGUGGUUUCAGCACCGAGUCAAGCCGCAGACAUGGCCGCAUAGGGAGAAGGCAGAUUUUGUGUGGAUACAAGGCCCAAUUCUGGACAAAGCAUAA
Messenger RNA from Fulvia fulva, 270 nucleotides. RefSeq lists its product as uncharacterized. The transcript has 2 exons. Bases 1 to 270 code for a protein of 89 amino acids. Lineage: Eukaryota; Fungi; Ascomycota; Dothideomycetes; Mycosphaerellales; Mycosphaerellaceae. The record is from RefSeq and is a predicted model, not a curated record. Gene Ontology annotation, molecular function: protein binding.